GGCUCGAGCGGUACUGACGCUGGUCGUGACGAUGACAUAGGCCGCAGAGUUAAUCUGUCAAGCGAUGGUUCUGUAGUAACUGCUGAUGAAGUUGUCAGGACAGAGGCAAAUGCUGGUGCCGAUGACUUUACUCUUGCCUCGAGUGGUACUGACGGUGACGAUGACAUAGGACGCAGAGUGGAUUUAGCAGCUGUUGUUACUGCUGAUGAAGUUGACGGAAGAGAGGCAGUUGCCGGCACCGACGAGUUUAAUGUUGGCAAUUUCUUUGGGACGUCUGAUAACGAUGCUGGUGGUAUAGGCUGUAACGACGAUGAAGUUUCCGGUGGUGCUGCAGGAUAG
This is a messenger RNA of Gongylonema pulchrum, 339 nucleotides long. Lineage: Eukaryota; Metazoa; Nematoda; Chromadorea; Rhabditida; Gongylonematidae. The record is from the annotation of a GenBank genome assembly.